AACUGCAGUUCCCAGAAUUCCACAGCACUGAACCAUGGCAGUCAAAGCAGUGUCUGCAGCGUGGAGGAGCCUGAGCACAUUUAGCCUGGAGAAAAGACAUUGGUGGACUAGGAUGUGAACCAUUUGUUGGUAUGUAAGUUUAUGGGGUGAUAUCAUAGCCCUGUUUCAAUUUGAAGGGAUGUCAUACUGAGGAUGGAGCAAGCUUGUUUUCUGCAAAGAAUAGGACCCGGAACAAUGGAUUCAAACUACAGCAAAAGAGGCUCUACCUGAACAUUAGGAAGAACUUCUUGAUGGUGCCCAGCAUGUCUUGGCUGCUUCACUUUAGUACGCUCUGACAAUGAGCAUCAACUCCUCUCUCAUCCACAAGAAUGCCUCAGGGAACCUUACACUUCUGGAGAAUGGAGUAGGCAGAGUUGCAGAGUCCAUAGCAAUUAUUGUCAUUGCCAUUUUCAUCUGUUUAGGAAACCUGGUGAUUGUCCUGACUCUCUACAAGAAGUCCUACCUCCUCACACUUAGCAAUAAGUUUGUGUUCAGCCUGACCCUAUCAAAUUUCCUCCUUUCUGUACUCGUGCUUCCUUUUGUUGUGACCAGUUCCAUCAGACGGGAAUGGAUCUUUGGCGUCGUUUGGUGCAAUUUUUCUGCCCUGCUAUAUAUGCUGAUCAGCUCUGCCAGUAUGCUCACACUCGGGCUCAUUGCUAUCGACCGGUACUAUGCUGUCCUGUACCCAAUGGUUUACCCUAUGAAGAUUACGGGUAAUAGAGCAGUGGUUGCCAUUGUGUACGUGUGGCUCCAUUCUCUCAUUGGAUGCCUUCCUCCCCUCUUUGGUUGGUCUUCCUUAGAGUUUGACCAGUUCAAAUGGAUGUGUGUGGUUGCUUGGCAUAAACAGGCAGGUUACACUGCUUUUUGGCAGAUCUGGUGUGCACUGCUGCCCUUCAUGAUCAUGAUGAUAUGCUAUGGAUUCAUAUUCCGUGUGGCUAGGAUUAAAGCCCGGAAGAUUCACUGUGGGAGUGUGGUCAUUGCAGAGGAAGAUACCCAAAGGAAUGGUAGAAAGAACUCCAGUACUUCAACGUCCUCAUCAGGCAGCCGAAGGAAUGCUUUCCAAGGGGUGGUUUAUUCUGCCAACCAAUGCAAAGCUUUGAUAACAAUCUUGGUUGUGAUUGGUGCUUUUGUCAUCACAUGGGGGCCUUAUAUGGUGGUAAUUACUUCUGAGGCACUUUGGGGGAAAAACAGCAUUUCCCCAGCUUUGGAGACAUUAGCAACUUGGUUGUCCUUUACAAGUGCAAUUUGCCACCCUUUGAUUUAUGGACUGUGGAAUAAAACAGUACGUAAGGAGUUGCUAGGAAUGUGUUUCGGAGACCGAUACUACAGAGAAUCAUUUGUGCAGCGACAAAGGACAUCCAGAUUAUUUAGUAUUUCUAAUAGGAUUACAGAUUUGGGACUAUCUCCACACCUCACAGCUCUUAUGGCAGGUGAAAGGACUUUAGGACAUAGCAGCAGCACAGGAGAUACAGGAUUCAGCUACUCUCAGGAUUCAGGAACAGAUGUCAUGCUACUUGAAGACUAUAGUUCUGAUGGAAUUAAUCACCCACAUUGCGUGUAUCCCCAUCGACGAAGGAGUUCAGUGACGUUUGAAGAUGAAGUGGAACAUAUUAAAGAAGCAGCAAAGAAUUCUGUCCUCCAUGUAAAAGCUGAAGUUCAUAAGUCUCUGGACAGUUAUGCAUCCAGCUUGGCCAAAGCUAUUGAAACUGAUGUGAGGAUCACUUUGUUUGGAGGAGAUGCUUUACCUGGCUCUUUGUUCCCAGUACGAACAGUGGCAAACAGCAAUGCCUGUGCACGGCGUGGUGGCCGGACUCAUGCUGGCCAAAGACUACAGCUACAGAGCAUUGAGGAAGGGAGCACAUAAAAUGGCUUCAACGGGGACCAGACAAAAACCACUAAGGAUGAUGCAGGGCUAUUUCUCUUGUGAAAUAAAACAGCCCCCAGAGUUUUAGUCAAGGACAUUUAAAGAUACCUGAAGAUGUAUCUUAACAGUAUUAGAAUGUGUGUGUGUUUAUAUAAAACAUGUUGUCACCCCCACCCUCCUGGAUAGUGCUAGGAUCACAACGUGCCUGAAUGGCUGCUCGGCAAAGGAACAAAUUCAAAAUAAAAGGGAAAUGGGAAAAAGAAGUCCACUCACAACUUGAACAAUAAACUGCUGUUUGAUUUCCUCUUUUCAAGUGAGUUCCUUUUCCUGUUUUUUCUCCUCUGAGCUCCAGUCAUAGACAUUUUUCAAUUUAAAACAUGCUGAAUGUUUCAGGGUUUUUUCAGCAUGUUCCCGGAGAACAACACAACAUAACACAACUUAAUAGAUGAAAUGAGGCAUGUCAGAUCAAGUGUUCAGCAGUGGCUAAGGGCUAUGGUGUUUCCAUUCUAGCUUUUAGUUGUGACAGUGUCAUCCUUUGCCUCCUCACUUGUGAUAUGGCAUCUAUGAAAUGAAAGUAUUAAUCAUUUUUAUACUUUUCCUUAUGGCUCUUCAUUAAAAAAAACAACAACCCCAGAACAGCAUAAUUUCUACAGGUGUACAUGCCUUUAGCACUAUUCCAUCUUUGUAAAAGGACUUGUAAAAUUGUGGGUAAUGACAUGUUAGACAGAUAACUAAUAGCUCAGCACAUUCUCAUCUUUGUGUUGGGUGCCAUUUUAAAGAUUCAUUUUCAGAAACCCUUGUGCUUGACUAAAAGUUCAGAUGUUUUAUGGUUUCUGCCAUUAAGCACCUGGCUAAAGGUCUAGUGUCCAGAAAGGCUUUUUUAAUCCUCUUUUUCAAUUAAUAGUGGCCAAGGUCCUGCAAUGACAAAGCAUCAUCAUUGGAGUUAGGCCAUCCCCCCAAACCCUACUUUCUCAACUUGGCAGUGCCUUGAUUGAAUGGUUAAGGGCACUGCAGAUGGGGAUGCUAACAAAUGAUGUUUGCAACACUCUCCAUGUUGCGUGGCUUGUCAAGAACAGGCAGCCUCUCAUGGUCCUGCUGCGAUGCUUGUGUCAAUGCUCCAUGUGAUCAGAAAUGCAAAGGCCCUGAUCUGCAACAUUUGGAAACCCCUUGGUUGGGGUACUGACACACAGAAAAGGUAUGUUUUGGGAUGGAAAGCACAUUUGAUGUUUAGUAAUCAUAAAAAUUAAUCCUCAGCAUUUACAAUAUGACAGCCAAUAUUUUAGUGUUACAACACUGGAAUGUUAAAUUUAAAAAAAUAUCAAAACCCUUUUCAAUCUCUACGAUUAAAUAGCAAUCGCAAGAUGUUUUCCCCCCUGUUAUUUUAUUAAAAAACCUUAUAAUGCUAUUUAACUGAAGGGGCAUUUACUGUUAGCUUAAUACUUCAGAGAGUGAAGUUAAUUGGCAAAGAGCUGAGUUCUAAGAUAAGGUUUGAAAAAUAGAUAAUCAGGAUGAUAAAAUGGUGCCUACUACAAAUGUUAUAGUGACUGCAAACCAGAAAGUGUCCAGUAGUUCUAGAAGCAGUAGUUUGUGGGUGCCUAUUUAAAAUUUCUGUCAACAUAUGGUUGCUUGAGGGUUUAUAAUCUUGGCAACAGGAAACAGCAAAAGUGGAUAAGUCAAUUCUUUCUCCUGUUUCACUCCAUUUGGUUUUUCCCUUUCCCAUCCAUUACAUUUGCAGAUCACUUUUGCAAGAAAUCUGAACAAGAACUUGGAAUACAGUGGUACCUCGGGAUACGAAAUACCCAGGUUACGAAAUUUUCGGGAUACGAAAAAAUCCCAUUGGAAAUCAUUGUUCCGGGUUACGAAUGUUUUUUCGGGAUAC
Molecule: messenger RNA, 3782 nt
Organism: Sceloporus undulatus (fence lizard)
Lineage: Eukaryota; Metazoa; Chordata; Lepidosauria; Squamata; Phrynosomatidae
Gene: GPR161
Product: G protein-coupled receptor 161
Exons: 6
Coding region: 338-1903 (521 amino acids)
Biological process (GO): G protein-coupled receptor signaling pathway
Cellular component (GO): membrane; recycling endosome
Molecular function (GO): G protein-coupled receptor activity
Source: RefSeq, a predicted model, not a curated record